GACUAGAAGUACUACUAGAGAGAGAGAGAGAGAGAGAGGGAGAUCAUCCACGGAAAUGGACAACACGGCGAUUCUGAGGGAGUGGUUCGGGCGAGUGGACUCGGAGAAAACCGGAAGCCUGACAGCGCCUCAGCUCAAGGGAGCUCUGGCGGUUGGGAACCUCGACUUCUCUCUCUCCGUCGUUCAGCAGAUGAUCAGGAUGUACGAUUUUGAUAGGAACGGCACGAUGAGCUUCGAUGAAUUCAUUGCGCUCAACAAGUUCCUUCUUAAGGUUCAACAGGCCUUCUCUGACCUGGAGAGGGGUCGUGGGUAUAUUAUUCCGGGUGACGUAAAUGAGGCGUUGGUGAAGAUUGGUUUCUCAUUGGACUCGCCUGCUUUCUACUCAGUUUGUGAGAGCUUUGAUCAAAAGAAGAAUGGGCGAUUUCGGCUGGAUGACUUCAUAUCUCUUUGUAUAUUCUUACAGUCCGCUCGGAAUUUAUUCAAUUCAUUUGAUACAGCAAAGCAAGGCAGGGUGACUCUUGAUCUCAACCAGUUUGUCUACUGCACUGCAAAUUGUAGAAUAUGAUUGGAAUACCUACGGUGACUAGUAGAUGCUGCACAGUGCACAAUGCCUCUGUACAUUUGAUGUUUGAUGUGGUAAUAAUGUAUUACAUUUUCCGGUUGUGUAGAAUAUUUUUCUAUGUUUUUGAUGCUGAGAAAUGCUUUAUUCGAAAUGAAGCUGCAAAGCGUUAUACUUGUGUUAUGAUCCAUUAUCUCAAGUUUUGGUUUGA
This is a messenger RNA of Corylus avellana, 770 nucleotides long. RefSeq lists its product as uncharacterized. Lineage: Eukaryota; Viridiplantae; Streptophyta; Magnoliopsida; Fagales; Betulaceae. Gene Ontology annotation, molecular function: calcium ion binding. The record is from RefSeq and is a predicted model, not a curated record.